Diachasmimorpha longicaudata is the source of this 974-nucleotide messenger RNA. RefSeq names its product nicotinamide riboside kinase 1 (gene Nrk1). The record is from RefSeq and is a predicted model, not a curated record. Gene Ontology annotation, cellular component: cytoplasm. Gene Ontology annotation, molecular function: ribosylnicotinamide kinase activity. The coding region runs from base 174 to 755 and encodes 193 amino acids. NCBI's taxonomy places the organism in Eukaryota, Metazoa, Arthropoda, Insecta, Hymenoptera, Braconidae. The transcript has a single exon.
CUCGGUGAUUAUGUAAGAGAGGAGAGAUAAUAAUUCAGUGGUCAGUCAUUCAUCUUAUUGCACGAGUUGAGAAAAAUUUAUUUAGAAAUUCAAGUUUGAAAAAAUCCCUCUUCAUAACUAGUUCAUAAUUGUAUCAAAUUGUCUUAAACAACUGGGUUCAGAGGGACCAAAUCAUGACUAAGUGGAUGGUCAUUGGGAUUGGAGGUGCCACGUGCAGUGGGAAGACAACACUUGCCACAAGACUACACGAGAAACUAAAAAAUUCUAUUCUCAUGAAUCAAGACACCUACUUCCGUCCGAAAGACGACCCACGACACGUUCACAUUCCUGAAUUGAAUCACCAUAAUUGGGAUAUCCUCGAUAGUCUAGACAUUGAGAAAAUGCAUUCAGAUAUCUUGGAAAUUUUAUCAUCUCAAGAGGAUGAUGACAAUCGAGGAGAAAUUCGACUGUUGAUCAUGGAUGGCUUUCUUCUCUUCAAUUAUAAACCGAUUUAUGACCUAUGUGAUCUGAGAUAUUUUCUAGACUUGUCAAGGGAAUUGUGCGAACAGAGAAGGAGCCGCCGUGUGUAUGAUCCACCGGAUGUGCCUGGGUACUUCGAGGCUGUCGUGUGGCCGGAGUACCUCAGGUACAAGAGGGAAAUUGAGGAUAACGAACAAGUUAUGAGAGGAAUUAUUUUUCUAGACGGUACUGGGGAUAGCAAUGAGACAUUCCAGCGAGUUUUUCGAGAAAUUUCUCAGAAAUCAUCAGAGAAUUAGGGACGAUAACUUUUUAAGGUUAAUUGUGGUAAUUUUCCCGUGCUUUGGCCGCUUGUAAAAGUUUAAAUACACUCCAUUGUAUUAGAGAUCGUUAGAUUAUUAUAGCAUGAGUAGAUGUUAUUCUCUCACGAGAAACCUCACUGAAUUAAGCACGAUAAUGUUUCCGUAAUUUUCAGUAUGUGUAAAUUGAAAAAUAAAUUAUACAUUUAUUAUUUUGGA